CAAGCAGCUACAGUUCUUGAGAGCAUAGAUUUCACAGGAACUUGUAACAAUGGCUGCAUUUUGCAGUUUGAAGAAUUUGUGUGAAUAUGAAACUUCUAAAGUUGUCCGUUUUCAGAGUGUUUCCUAUGGGAGUUUGAAAUGGACUUUCCACAUGGCUGUCUUCUUGUAUGUCUGUUAUGUACUUGUCACUGAUAAACGGUAUCAGAAAAAGGACUCUGUGAUCAGCUCAGUUCAUACAAAAGUAAAAGGUGUGGUUCAGGCUGACUCAAGGAUCUGGGACACAGCAGAAUACACUAUUCCUGUGCAGGGAAUAGACUCUUUUUUCGUGAUAACCAACAUAAUUACAACAGAAAACCAGGUUCAAAAUAUUUGCCCUGAGUACCCCAUUGCCAAAGCUAUCUGCUCUUCAGAUGUGAGUUGUAUAAAAGGACACACGGACUCCCAGAGCAAUGGAAUUCAGACAGGAAAAUGUGUGAAAUAUAAUGCAACAAUUAAAACCUGUGAAGUUGCUGCGUGGUGCCCUGUGGAAUCAAUGAAAGGUGCCCCAGUGCCUGCCAUUCUGAAGAGUGCUGAAAACUUCACAGUGCUAAUCAAGAACAAUAUCCACUUCCCAAAAUUUAAUCACACCGCAAGAAAUUUUUCACCAAAACUGAAUAUUUCAUGCACAUUCAACAAGAUAACUGCACCAGACUGCCCAAUUUUUCAGCUGGGAGAUAUUCUCCAAGCAACAGGAGAAAAUUUUUCAGAGAUGGCAAUUCAGGGUGGAAUCAUGGGCAUUGAGAUUAACUGGGAUUGUAACCUGGACAAAUGGUUCCACCGCUGCAGUCCAAAAUACAGUUUUCGUCGUCUUGAUGACAAAACAACAACUGAACACCCUGGUUACAACUUCAGAUUUGCGAAGUACUACAAACUCCCCAAUGGAAAGGAGGAGCGGACACUGAUCAAAGCCUAUGGAAUACGAUUCGACAUCCUCGUCUUCGGCACAGCUGGACAGUUUAACAUCUUUGAGCUGCUGGUAUACAUCGGGUCUGUGCUGUCCUAUUUUGGCUUGGCUCAGUUCCUUAUUGAUUUUCUUAUUACUUCAUACACUUUUCCCUGCUGCAAGGCAUCCAUCAAGAAAUAUUACUUCAGGAAGAAGUGCGAGUCUGCUCCGGGGCCAAAGUGGACCUUGAUGUACGUGUCAUUUGUUGAUGAGCCACACAUUAUUCUGGUAGACAAACAGUUGAGGACAAGUCUACAGAAUGUUAAAGGCGAGAUUGUUCAGAGAUACACUGGGGAUUUUACUGACAUGAUCAAGCUCACAGCACAGUCUCCUCAUCACAUCCCUGCCUUAGCACAAGCCCAUGAGAUGCAGCCCAUUGAAAGUAAAGGGGAAACUUCUCCAUCCCAUGACCGGCCUUCUUGGUGCUGCUGUGGGAGAUGCCAUCAAACGCAGGCUUUCCGGGAGCAACUCUGUUGCCGAAGAAGAGAAGGGUCAUGCAUUACAACCUCGGCUUUGUUUGAGCAGCUUGUUCUUUCUAGAUCAACACUGGAGUUUAUCCUGCUUUACAAAGAUCCCUUGUUGGACUUGAAUACUGAGACUGUCAAUAACCAGCUUCGUCACUGUGCUUACAGACAGUACAUUCACUGGCGUUUUGGCUCUGCUGAGAUGGAGAGCAGUGCCCUGAUGCCGAGCUGCUGCAGGUGGAAGAUCAGAGAAACUUAUCCCAGUGAGGAUGGCAAUUACACUGGUUUGGAGGUUCAGAAAUAAACUUUAUUAAGUAUCAACCAUGAGAUAGCUUCAGCACCACAAUCCAGUUUAUUUCUCACAGUCAAGCCUUGUUAAUUUCUCUUAGGAGACAUUUCUAAAAGAAAAGGGUUUGAUUUCCAGUUUGCUGCUGUGUGCUUGAAUUCCAUAUGCUAUUGUGUUAAUGUGGCAGUAUUACCUAGUGUUUAGCACAGGCAGCUGAGAGUCAGGAGUCUUGGAUUUUGUUCCUCACUCUGCCACUGACACGAUCUCUGUCCUUGGAUAGGGCACUUGGCCCAUAGUUUUCAAAUGCAGCUCCAAUUUUUGUAUGCUCAGUGUUGGAUACCUUGGCCCUGAUGUUCAGAGAUUCUGAGUACUCAACACUCUAACUGAAAACUAGAUUGUGCCAACAACUGUCUGAAGGUGGGAACCCAAACAUUCAGAAAACCAAAAUUAGAGGACAUUUGAAAAUUUGACCCUUAGCCUCUCAAUGUCUCAAUUUCCCCAUCUGUCAAGCCUGGGAUAAUACCUACCUUAGUAAAAGGCUUUUGAGCCUUGGAUGAAAGAUGCUUUAGAACUAUAGAGUAUUAUAGCUUGCUUGGGCCCAGUCCUUCAAACCAUUAUUCAUGUGAGUGGUCUGUAGUCAGACAAGCAAUCCUAAGGAGAACAGGCUUGUGGGAUUGGGCCCCCUGUGUGUGUGUAUUUUAUGUACAAAGUCAUGCACAAAUUAUGUGAGAUUUUAGAUUCUUUCAGAUUUGUGGUCAAUCAAAUCUGUUAUCAGAGGAAACCAGCUCACCUUGAGUGAUAUUAGUAACACAGGAGAAGCGUUUUUAACUGCAGUUAUUAUGUGGAAAAGUGAUGGGCAACCAAGUCUUGUGAGUGGGCUGCAUGAGUAGCCAUCCUUCAUCUCAGUGGGCUGCAAGAUUGAAAUUGCACUAACCAUGUGCACUAACCAUGACCCUAAGAAUAAAAUUAAAUGCAUUACACUUGAUUCUCUCCCUUUAUCAUGCCUUUUCAACACAAAGUGAUGCAUUAUUAGAGGCAAAUUAAAUUACCAGCAAAGUAACAAAAAGCAGAGGGAGAAUAUGGCUCUCACAGUGUUGUGUGCGAUUAGUAUGAGCCUCACAUGUGCCCUUGCUUUAACUACAUGUCACUUCUCAUUUUGCCAAGAGUGGCUCUCCCUCCUCUUCAGGCCCUCCCCCAAAUCCCUGCCUGGCCUCUUCCCUGCCUCCUCCACUGAGUAUGCCAUGCUCCUUCUCCAAAUCUUCCUCCCAGCAUUUCUGGAGUGCCAAGAAUUGGCUGAUUCACACCCUGCUCCUCCCCAUCCCUCUCACAGCUUGAAUGCUGCAAAUCAGCUGAUUCACAGCACUCUAAAAGUGUGUGUGGGGGGAAGUAGGAAAAUACGAGGGCCUCAAAGGUUGCCCAUCACUAAUAGAGGAAUUGAAACGACAACAUUUUCACUGCCUUUCUACAGUAUUUUCAGAAACCUUGGAUCAAAUUCUUUUGUCAUUUACUCAGGUGCUAAUUCAUGAUGGCAUCAUGAUGACAUCUGUGUAAUGGAACCAAUUGCAUAGCAGUAUGCAGUCUCAUGGCAGUAUAUAUAGCCUUGAGACUGAAAAUAUAUGAUUAACCCAGGACUACUCAACUUUGGAAGCCCCAAGGGCCGCAAUGAUACUCAUAGCACAUGCCGAAGCCUGCAACUUAAGUGUGGUUGCUUAUACAUGCAAUUAUAUAUGCAAAUACAUGCAAAUAGCUUCAUUCACACAGUGCCCCUGGCACCUCCUCUCUGGGGGGCUAGAAACACCAACACCCUGUACCUGUCUGUUCCAGCCAGCCUGUCUGCUUGCUUCUUUCAAUGCACUUGGGAGAUGCCUCACUGUUGUAGAGGGUGUUCCCAGUGGAGCCCAAGUUCAAAAGAUCUCACCCGCGGGCUGCGUGUUGAGCCCCAUGUAAACCCAAAUGGCACUGAGGGCUGCACGUGGGCCAUGGGUCACAUGUUGAGUAGCCCUGGAUUAACCUGUGCAUUGAUUUGAGGGAUUUUCUUGUACUUUGACUCAGUCUCACUAGCUAAUUUGCAGCAAUGCGACAAACUGAAUAUUAAUUAGUAUAUACGGGGCCAGUUUCAGUCCUGCAGUACCAUAAAUUUGCGCAACUCUAUAGUUUUGGUUUUAAUUUUUUUUACAUAUUUUUAAAACUGGUGUCUGGAAAAAUAUUUCACUUUUAAUAUGCAUUAAUUGCACUGACAUUCAUGCAACAGCAUCUCAUUGUAGCUAUGGAUUGGGACUGUAUUGUAAUUGUAAAGUUAGUACUGAUACAUUCAUACAUUAGUGUAUAGUGGUUAACACACUUUCUUUGCUUUUGGAACUACUGAUAUUGGAACCUGAGAUAUUUGUUUAGGACUGUCAUUUUAAGGACUUGUUAAAUAUGUUCGUAUGUUCAUUCUGCAAUUUUUUAAAACUUGCGGCCAGUUUUGACUGUUUCCAUUAAUAAAUAGUGUUUAAUCAAUCCACAGGAGAGUGAAAGACUCUCCUUAAUCAUUUAGCAGUACCAUAUUCAUUAAAUUUU
Pelodiscus sinensis (Chinese soft-shelled turtle) is the source of this 4291-nucleotide messenger RNA. RefSeq names its product purinergic receptor P2X 7 (gene P2RX7). Gene Ontology annotation, molecular function: ATP binding; purinergic nucleotide receptor activity; extracellularly ATP-gated monoatomic cation channel activity. Gene Ontology annotation, biological process: response to ATP; calcium ion transmembrane transport; cell surface receptor signaling pathway. The record is from RefSeq and is a predicted model, not a curated record. Lineage: Eukaryota; Metazoa; Chordata; Testudines; Trionychidae. Gene Ontology annotation, cellular component: plasma membrane.